Messenger RNA from Aspergillus saccharolyticus JOP 1030-1, 1050 nucleotides. Its product is annotated as ubiquinone-binding COQ10-like protein. Gene Ontology annotation, biological process: cellular respiration; ubiquinone biosynthetic process. Bases 113 to 937 code for a protein of 274 amino acids. The record is from RefSeq and is a predicted model, not a curated record. NCBI's taxonomy places the organism in Eukaryota, Fungi, Ascomycota, Eurotiomycetes, Eurotiales, Aspergillaceae. Gene Ontology annotation, molecular function: ubiquinone binding. Gene Ontology annotation, cellular component: mitochondrion. The transcript has a single exon.
GAAAAACACCGAAUGCGCGAGCCAUCACAACUGAACACAGUACAUACUUUCCUCUCUCUCAUCACUUACACCCCUCCACUCCUCCUGUCCUCACCAAUCCCACAGCAUCAUAAUGCGCAUACCACUCCUAUCCACCACGCGGCAUUUCAAGCCCACCCGCCACCUCGUACCCCAGGGCACGCAACACUCACUCUCAACACUAACCACCAUUCCCCUCCGUACGACCACCCCGACGAGCACUCCGGGCAAGCCCCAAUCCUCCCCUCCCACAAACCAACAACAACAUCGAACCUUCCUCUCCUCCUUUCUCCCCGGCAACAGCCCCAAUGGCUCCAACAACAACAACAGCGAUCCCUCCUCCCGCACCCGCCGCCUAACCGCCACCCGCACCCUCCCCUACCCACCCACGCCGCUCUUCGAAGUCAUCUCCGACGUGCAGUCCUACGCCUCCUUCCUCCCCUUCCUCACCGCCAGCACCGUCACCCACCGGGACCCCACGACGCGGUACCCGACGCGCGCCUUCCUGACGGUGGGCUACGGCCCGCUCAGCGAGACCUUCACCUCCAAGGUGGACUGUGACCCCGAGCGGUUGACGGUCACGGCGCAGAGCGGCGCGCGCUUCGGUGUGGAGAAGAAGGACGGGCAGGAUGCGCCGGCGGCGGCCGCCGGGGGGUUCGGGGGGUUUGGGUUCCCCGGGGCGGAGGAGGGGAUCUUUGAGUAUCUGAGCACUAAGUGGGAGUUGGCGGAUGUCACGGCGGAGAUGGGAGGCAGUGGUGCUGGUGCACCGACCCAAAAAAUGACCAGGGUGCAUUUGGAGAUUGGGUUCGAGUUCAAGAAUCAGUGGCAUGCCACCAUGAUGAGUGCGGUCGAGGGCCAAAUGGCUGGGGUUAUGAUUGAGGCGUUUGAGAAGAGGAUCGGAGAGGUGGUUGGGCGGUGAUACGGGGGGUAUUAAGUAGGGUUUAGAAGAAAAGAAAGAAUAGCCAUGGUCCUGGUCAUCUAUUGGCACACAAUAUUCAAGAGACACUUUCUUUUCUUUUUCAUGUCUAGAUU